Messenger RNA from Opisthorchis viverrini, 984 nucleotides. RefSeq lists its product as hypothetical. The record is from RefSeq and is a predicted model, not a curated record. The annotation marks the transcript as partial. NCBI's taxonomy places the organism in Eukaryota, Metazoa, Platyhelminthes, Trematoda, Opisthorchiida, Opisthorchiidae. Gene Ontology annotation, molecular function: RNA polymerase II cis-regulatory region sequence-specific DNA binding; DNA-binding transcription factor activity, RNA polymerase II-specific. Gene Ontology annotation, biological process: regulation of transcription by RNA polymerase II. The transcript has 2 exons.
UGCAAAAGAUUUAAAUUUCAGGCGCAAGGCUCAUGGGCUAGCGAGUGUUCGCUAUACGCUGAGCAGAUGUCAUUCAGUCAUCCAGUAAACGGUGAAAGAACAGAAGACGAAGGACACAUAUCAGACGCCGUUGAACUUGACACUUUACUGGCCUCGCCUGCUCAAACUGACGAGCAAAUCGAUAACCAUAAUACGAAGGUCUUCGCUGGAAGCGCAGCUUCGAUCACCGAGAAUUUGGAGACAGCUGUUGUCGAGACUCACGACGAAACAAUGUACGACAGUACUGACCACAUGGAGAAGAGCCCUGUUUAUUCCGGUUUUGAGCUACGAAAUUGUGAUGGUCGGAGUCUAUCGAAAAUUAGCAUGAAAGAACUGCACGCCGAACUGUGCACACUACUGACAAAUAGAGCAGCUUUGCCGGUAUGGACGAGUUGGCUUGAUCGGACAGUGUCUCGAACUCUCGCGGAUCAGGUAACUGGCACAAAGCGAGCGAGUGCUGCCAGACAUCUAAUGCUCGUAUGGACCUAUUACAGCUCCCUGCUGAUGCGUGAAUUGACUCUCAGAUCGGCGGCCAGUUUCAGCAGUUGCCAUUUACUACGAAUGUGGUGUGAUGAAUACCUUUCUUACCGACUCGAGCAGGUAGCCUCCAGCCCGUCAGAAGUGCUACCAAAGUCAGGUAACCAGGGCAGUUUGGCCGAUCGGCCGGAGCCCAUGGAUGACACGACAUAUGCUUCGGGUUUCAUGGUCGAUGGACUCGUGGCGGAUGGAGCCAAUACACUUACCUCUCUCAAUGAUAGGGGCUUUGAAUGCAUCGACUGCCAUCUACUGUCUUCUGGUUACGAGGAGUGUGCUACACACCCGUGUUUCACCCCAUUACAAGCAAGCAAUCCAACUGACGGUGAAUUUCCUUCCAAAUCGCCGGAUAUUGGAGGAAUUCGGCUUUUUAAUCAAGAUAUUGUGGAUUAUGACAGGCCAUCAAACGAA